AUGCAUUCGCUUCGAGACUGGUACCAGGCCAAUGAGAAUAUUAUGGGAGAUGCUUCUAACCAGCGGUUUGAUGCCAAUGCGACAAAGUUUGCAGCUCGACGAACUGUGAAUGAAACGGAUAAUCAGACGAAAUGGGAUAAAUACUUGAACGACUGCAGACUGGAUGAUCGACUGGUGCAGAUUGAGCAAUGGCGGUGCGAGCUCGAGAGAGUUCUUGGAAAUGCCGAUGCUGAGAUCAAUCUUCUGGCUAGAAUGAAAGAUGAUUGCGAUGCGGCACUCGCUGCCAAGGCUAUUCCAGAGUCUUGUUGCGCGGAAUGCUUAGGUUUGCGCGAUGGUCGCCUCGAAAUUGACGUCGUGAAAGAUGUGGUACACGAUGAACUUUGUAAAGAAGAAAAACUGAUCGAACGCGUGAAAGAAACGCUAGCAAAGAGAUCACAAGAGGCCUUUACGAUGAUAAUGUCCCUAAAAGACGCCAAAAGAAGAGUGUCUGAUGACCUCGAAGGAAAACAUCAUGCACUUGACAUCAAUCGACAAGCUCUUGGACUCCAUACUGAAUCAUCCGGACUGAGUUACAUCAAAGGCCUCGGGCGAGUUGCCCAAGGAAACUCGACUCCUGAAUCCUGGAAUGUGUUUUCAACAAAGAAUCGCGACGAGUGCGAGGAAGAAAUUCGCGCAAGCACUCAACUCAGAAGCCUGAUCGAAUCCGAUAUUCAGAACACAGCGAACGAUUUGGAAGCUCAACGCAUCGCUUGUGAGUACGCUUUCCGCAAUCGAAUUCACGAAUUUGAACAAACCAAGAGUGAGCUUGAAUGGCAAAAGACCAGGACGGAAGAGGAACUUCAAGAAAUCGAAGCGGAAAUCAGAAAUGUUGAAAACGCGAUUGCUGCGAAAGCAGGGCCUCAAAAGGUCUGUUUCUCGCGAUACGAGCUCAGAGCUGAAUUGCCAGGAGUCGAGCAUUGCCGAGAUGAACCUGCCUUUGGCUUGCACAAUGAACUUCGUGAGCUGGAGAAGUCACUUGCUACUCUAAACUUGCGAUUAGAAGAAGCUCAGAAUAACCGAGACCGACUCUGCCGUACCCUAGCAACAAUCACCCAUGAUUUGGACUUGAAGCUGAACUCACUUCGCCUGGAUCGCCAAUGCCUUGAAGUUAGAAAGAAACUAACGGUGCCGCUCUACCGAACUCCAAGAAUAGAGCCAACGAUGGACACUCUUACUCGAACUUUUGCUUGA
This is a messenger RNA of Oikopleura dioica, 1230 nucleotides long. Lineage: Eukaryota; Metazoa; Chordata; Appendicularia; Copelata; Oikopleuridae. The record is from the annotation of a GenBank genome assembly.